Messenger RNA from Pogona vitticeps (central bearded dragon), 2409 nucleotides. NCBI's taxonomy places the organism in Eukaryota, Metazoa, Chordata, Lepidosauria, Squamata, Agamidae. The record is from RefSeq and is a predicted model, not a curated record.
AUGCCGUGCCGCCUCCCUUUGCCUCAGACACGAGUUAGGUUUCGAGCCGUGAGGUGGUUUGGCGGGGAGGCUCCCUCACCUCAGCGCCGCCUGCCUGAGGAGAAACCCGCCCCGUUUCGGGAGGCGGAGGACCGUGUGAAAAGAGGAGGAUGCCACGGCUGCCCCGAGCCUCUUGGAGCGGCUGCGAGUGACUCACCCGCUUCCCUCCUUACUCCGAGAGCGCCGCGGGAGGGACGAGGGGACGGGAAAGAAAGCAGCAGCAACACCAGCUGUUGUUGCCUCCGCCGCCGCCGAUGGCUGAGCCUUCUCCGACGCGGCGCCAGCCCGGACAAAGGACUCUGGCUCCCGCCUUCCCCGUUGCCCUCCUUCGCGUCCUCCACGGGCUCCCCGAGGUCGCUGGGCACGCACCCCAAGAAGGAGCCCAUCGAGACGCUCAACACGGCGCAGGGAGCCCGCGACUUCAUCUACAGCCUGCACUCCACCGAGCGGAGUUGCCUGCUGCGGGAGUUGCACCGCUUCGAGUCCAUCGCCAUCGCCCAAGAGAAGUUGGAGGUUGCACCACCAUCCACUGGACAGCUGAAGCAUGUGUUCUUCCACAAUGCAAUACCUUUUGUAGGAUUUGGAUUUUUUGAUAAUGCAAUUAUGAUUGCUGCGGGCACACAAAUAGAAUUGUCAAUAGGGAUUGUGCUUGGAAUUUCUACUAUGGCAGCUGCUGCCUUGGGCAAUCUUGUCUCAGACUUAGCUGGAUUGGGUCUUGCAGGUUACAUUGAAGCUAUGGCCUCCAGAUUGGGCCUCUCCAUUCCUGACCUAACACCCAAACAAGCUGACAUGUGGCAAACACGUCUUAGUGCACACCUGGGUAAGGCUAUCGGAGUGACCAUUGGCUGCCUUUUAGGAAUGUUUCCAUUGUUCUUCUUUGGAGAUGAAGAAGAGAAAAAACUGGAAGGAAAAAAAUAAACUUUUUACAAUGCUUAAAAAUAUAUAUAUAAACUAACGUACCUCAGUUAUACAACUAUGCUGUCGAUAUAUUUAGAAUUUAGCAGACAGUAACAAUGUAUAGAAUGGGGAACAAAACAGCAUGCCAUUUUAUGGAAACACUAACUUAUUGUGGCUUUGUCUUAGUACAUCUUUUUAUAAGGGUCUUUUUCCUUUUUAAAAUGUAAAUUGUUGAUGCGUGUGUUUCACUUACACUGGCAGUUGACUUUAAUACCCUCGCCCCAAAUUCUGUCCUUUUCUAGGAUUAUUAUUUUAUUACUUUAAUUGCCUGCCAUCAAUGUACUGUAUGGAUUUGGGGUUUGCAUAUUUAUCUAGCAUUUGAAAGUGCAUGACACAAGUUGCCCUUACCAUUCAUGAGACUCUCCAUUCCAGACUCCUUGUUUUGCUAAGUGACAGAUGGCUUUAGGAAAUACUGCCUUGGCUCUUUUGCUGCUUUUUUUGUCCAGAGCCACUAGUUCCACAGUGUAGGCCCAAGACAAGACCGGUUUGAACAAAGUAUUUAAUACUUAAUGAUAUUUAAAUGUUUGCCAAACAUUGGUUAUGGCAAUUAACAAUGAAUGCAAAAAGCCACUGUAAUAGGUUGAUCACAGUUUUAGGUGCUGCUUCAAUCUCAAAAUUCCAGCUCAGAAUAUAUCGUCAAUAUUGAAACAGCAGUGCAGAUCUGCAAAAUCCUAGCAGAUGGGAUCUCAACUAAUAGUUUGCAUGUACUACAGUUAAGAAAUGGGGCUUAGCCCCACAGUGGGAAUUUGGAAAAUUGUACAAAAUAUUCUUCCUCUAUGGCAGCUCAUGACAGUCUCAGUAUUUAUUUGCCUCUCUAGCACUGGGCAAUGUCACCACUUGUGUGGGUAUAUUCCCAUGAUAUUUUUAAAAAUCAAAUUUACCCUCAUUUGAUUAUAAGUGCUAUCAUCUUUGCCUGCCAUUACAAACAAGAGAAACAAAUAUAACUUUAAGCUAACCUUAUUCCUGAAUGCAAGGCAUUUGAGGAACCCUGAACAAAUUUUUGAAAUUGCUGGUGUGGGUUUAUAUAGUACUAUGUAUGCACUUGGUGAAUAUUUGCAAAGAGAUAGUAGUAUGUAGUACAUUGCAGUGUGACAGAGAGGGAGUAGGGCUUGAAUGGAAUGUUGGAAAGUUUAGAGGGAAAAUAAAAUAAAAUUAAGGUUUGAAAAAAAUGUAGCUGUUGUUUUAAAAAAAACAUGUUGCCUUCUGUGUGAAACAGAUUCCAGUGUGCCACUUCUGUAUGUCUCCUGCAUUAGGAAUUAAAAAGAAUUCUAAUUUUAAUAGCCUUGUCUCUUUAAAUACUACCUGGGAGGAGUGCUAGACUCAGUGUGUCUCAGAUAAUUUUGACUACAUGGAUGUGUGCAUUUUAUGUGCGGAAUGUAACUUACAGAAAUAAACUUGUUUACUUUUCAUUUA